AUGUCGUCCCCCGACCUUACCAAAAGCCCUGAGUCUUCGGACCCCAGUGAAAAGAGCAAUUACGACGUUCCGGACGAAGAGACCGUCAGACACCUCGCUCUCUUCGCUUCACGACAUGACUCCAACGACAACACCGGUAGCGGUCCUGGUAGUGGUGGCGACGACGACGACGACGAUGACGACCUGCCUGCCACCCUCAUUCGCGAGCUCGAGGCGGCUCCCCUGUUCUCCAGUCACGUCAAGCAAUGCCUCAACGCGUGCACCGACGACGACGACAUGCCCCGACUCCCCGCCUACGGCCUCUUGGGGCUGCGGACGCGCGCGGUCAACGGGUCGGACGGGACCACCACUUCGGGGCGGGAUCUGGACAAGGAGGACAAUCUGAUCUACACCAACAUGCAGCACCCGUGGUCGACAUUCAUCUGUGGCCAGCAAGGCGCGGGCAAGAGCCACACCAUGUCAUGCCUGCUCGAAAACGCCCUCAUCGGUGACAGCAGCGCCGGUGGCGGCGGCAUGGGACCCAAUCCAACGCCCAUGGCCGGGCUGGUGUUCCACUACGACAAAUUCACCUCGGCGCGCGCCACCCAGAUCUGCGAAGCCGUCUACCUCAGCUCGCAGGCCGGCAUCAAGGUGCAGGUGCUGGUGUCACCCUCGAACCUGACCGCCAUGCGACACCUGUACCGUCACCUGCCGAACUGGCCGCGCGGGGCGCCCCGGCCGGAGGUCCUCCCGUUCCUGUUCAGCGAGACCCAGCUCAACGUGGCCAACAUGAAGGCGCUCAUGGCCGUCGACAGCGAGGACAAGAACCCGCCCCUGUACAUGGCCAUCGUCAACAAGGUGCUCAAGCAGCUGUCCCUCGUGGGUCAAACCACGGGGAUCAGGUACCAAGCGAUGAAACAGGCGGUCAGCAACGAAGGGUUGACCCCCUCGCAGACAUGCUUCCUGGAGAUGCGCUACAGCCUGAUCGAGUGGUUCCUGAAGGAGACGACGGCGCAGGCCAUCCGCAAAAAGGCCGGGGAAAUCCAGUUCGGUCCGGGGACGCUGUUGAUCGUCGACCUGAGCUGCCCGUUCGUGACCGAGACGGACGCGUGCACGCUGUUCUCCAUCUUCCUGCAGAUCUUCCUGGGCCAGCGCCACAAGAGCCCGUUGAUCAUCGCCCUGGACGAAGCACACAAGUUCCUGACCGAGACGCCCGCGGCCAAAGCUUUCUCGGAGGACCUGGUGCAGAUCAUCCGCCAGCAGCGCCACCUGGCCACGCGCGUGGUGAUCGCGACGCAGGAGCCGACCAUCUCGCCCAAGCUGCUCGACCUGUGCACCGUGGCCGUCGUGCACCAGUUCCAGUCGCCGGAGUGGUACAAGGUCCUGCAGAAGCACGUGGCGGCGUUGGCGCAGGGCCCGGCGCGGCGGUGGAAGCGGACGAAGAAGAACGGCAGCAGCAGCAGAAGAAGAAGCGUGGGCGGAGGAGACGGUUAUGGAGACGGAGAAAACAACGACAGUGACCACAACGACGACGACAACAACGACGCCGAUGACGAUCAGGACAUCUUCAAGACCAUAGUCCGCCUACGACAGGGCGAGGCGCUGGUGUUCUGUCCCAAGGCGUAUUUUGACGUGACACAUCAUCACCAUCAUCAACGUCACCGUCCCGACUUCCAUCCGCUGGAGGACGGCUACGCCCAGGUCACGAUCCGAGGCCGGGUCACGGCGGACGGCGGGAGGAGUAUUCUGGCGUCUGAUCGUGUCUGA
Molecule: messenger RNA, 1746 nt
Organism: Fonsecaea erecta
Lineage: Eukaryota; Fungi; Ascomycota; Eurotiomycetes; Chaetothyriales; Herpotrichiellaceae
Exons: 2
Coding region: 1-1746 (581 amino acids)
Source: RefSeq, a predicted model, not a curated record